AUGCGAACAAAGAGGAGGCGCACUGCGCAUCUGCGUCCGCCCGCCGCCGGCGCCAUUGCUGGAAGCGUUCCCUCCCUGCUCCGCGAGCGCCCUCUCCUCAGUCGCCGUCAGGACUCCACUCAUUCCAGAGAGGGUAGCCCAGAGCGAGAGAUUAUGGCUACUAUGGUUUUUUCAGCUGGACCUCUGAGUCCUGAAGUUUUCCAGCCAGAUGAAGACCAUCACCUUCAAGUAGAAGAACCAGAAUUGGUAAAGGAAUUGGUGACAUUUAAAGAUGUGGCUAUAGACUUCACAUUGGAAGAGUGGAGGUUGAUGGACCCCACACAGAGGAACCUACACAAGGAUGUAAUGCUAGAGAAUUAUAGGAAUCUUGUCUCCUUGGGGCUUGCAGUUUCCAAACCAGACAUGAUAUCUCAUUUGGAAGAUGGGAAAGGACCUUGGGUGGUAGUGAGAGAGAUAUCAAGAACCUCCAAUCCAGAGUUGGGGACCAAAUCUACAACCAAGAAUACUAUACUACCAGAGAAUAUUUUUGAAGAACAUUUUCCACAUGAUACCGUAGUAGAGAAACUCACAGAAAAUGGCCUGUGGGACACCAGAAUGGGAGAAUUAUGGAAAUGGAGUGACAGGAUAUUGAGAUUGCACAAUAGUGAGGAGAGUCAUUUGAGUCAAGGAAUAGUUACACACAAGAAAAUUCCCAUGAUUCAAAAAGGCUUUAGGUUUGGAUUUAUUCCUUUUCUAGAACCGGGAGUUAUCACAGAAGAGUCCCACAGCAAAUACCAAACACAUGAGGAAAUUUUCACAGAGAAUUUAGAUUUGAUUACAGAUACCUGUUUGGGGAAGAAAAUUUCCAAGGAUACAAAAGGCAGCAAAAUCAUAAGCCCUGCUUCAGAACUCACUUUAGGGGAAAAAAACAAUAAUAAAGAAAAACCUUAUAAAUGUAGUACAUGUGAAAAGGCCUUCCGUUAUAGGUCGUUACUCAUUCAACAUCAGAGAACUCACACUAAAGAAAAACCUUACGAAUGUAAUGAAUGUGGGAAAAUGUUCAGCCAGCCUUCAUAUCUUAGUCAACAUAAAAAAAUUCACACUGGAGAAAAACCCUAUAAAUGUAAUGAAUGUGGAAAGGCCUUCAUUGCUUCUUCAUCACUUAUGGUACACCAGAGAAUUCAUACUAAGGAGAAACCUUAUCAGUGCAAUGUCUGUGGAAAAUCUUUUAGCCAGUGUGCCCGCCUUAAUCAGCACCAGAGAAUUCAAACUGGAGAGAAGCCCUAUAAAUGUAGUGAAUGUGGAAAAGCUUUUAGUGAUAAAUCAAAACUUGCAAGACAUCAGGAAACUCACAAUGGAGAGAAACCCUACAGAUGUAAUGAUUGUGGGAAAGCCUUUAGGAAUAAGUCUUAUCUUAGUGUACAUCAGAAGACCCAUAAUGAAGAGAAACCAUAUAAAUGCAAUGAGUGUGGGAAAUCUUUCAAAAAUACAACAAUCUUUAAUGUUCAUCAGAGGAUUCAUACCGGAGAGAAACCCUUUAGAUGUAAUGAAUGUGGGAAAGCUUAUAGAAGUAACUCAAGCCUAAUUGUACAUAUAAGAACUCAUACUGGGGAAAAACCAUAUGAAUGUAACAAAUGUGGGAAAGCAUUCAAUCGUAUAGCAAAUUUCACAGAACAUCAGAGGAUUCAUACAGGAGAAAAACCCUAUAAAUGUAAUGAAUGUGGGAAAGCAUUCAUUAAUUAUUCAUGCCUUACUGUACACCACAGAAUGCAUACAGGAGAAAAACCUUAUAAAUGUAAUGAAUGUGGAAAGGCCUUCAUGCGUUCUUCAUCUCUUAUUAUACAUCAGCGGAUUCAUACUGAAGAGAAACCUUACCUCUGUAAUGAAUGUGGGGAAUCUUUCAGAAUAAAAUCACACUUAACUGUACAUCAGAGAAUUCAUACUGGAGAGAAACCAUAUAAGUGUCCUGACUGUGAGAGGGCGUUUACCAAGAUGGUAAAUCUCAAGGAGCACCAGAAAAUUCAUACUGGCCUAAAACCCUACAAGUGCUAUGAUUGUGGAAAGUCCUUCAGAACUAAGUCAUACCUUAUUGUACAUCAAAGGACUCAUACUGGAGAAAAACCAUAUAAAUGUAGUGAAUGUGAGAAAGCUUUCACUAAUACAUCACAGCUUACUGUGCAUCAAAGAAGGCAUACUGGAGAAAAACCCUAUAAAUGUAAUGAAUGUGGGAAAGUUUUCACAAGUAACUCAGGCUUUAAUACUCAUCAAAGGACACAUACUGGGGAGAAACCCUUUAAAUGUAAUUACUGUGGUAAAGCAUUUAGCCAGAUGGUACAUGUCACAGAACAUCAGAAAAUCCAUAGUGGAGAGAAACCCUAUAAAUGUGAUGUCUGUGGGAAAGCCUUUAGGAGGGGUUCAUACCUUACAGUGCAUUGGAGAACACAUACUGGAGAAAAACCCUAUACAUGUAAGGAAUGUGGGAAAGGUUGUAUUACUCUAUCACAGCUAACUCUACAUCAGAGAAUUCAUACUGGAGAGAGGCCCUAUAGAUGUGAAGAAUGUGGGAAAGCCUUUAGAACUAACUCAGACUUUACUGUACAUCUGAGGAUGCACACUGGAGAAAAACCCUAUAAAUGUAAUGAAUGUGGAAAAGCCUUUAGGAGUAGCUCAAGCCUUACUGUACAUCAGAGAAUACAUCAGAGAGAAAUUCAGUUAGUAUAGAGAACAGUAAAUUAUCCAGAUGUUAAAAAUCUUAUAAACUAUAUUUUAUGAAUGGGGGAAUUUUUCAGGAGCAAGUUGCCAGAAAAUACACACCGAGGAGACACUUAAGAAUGUAGAUAAGCAAUUGGUCAUAGAAGUUAUAAGAAAAUUCAUAAUAAAAAGGGUAAAUGGAA
This is a messenger RNA of Phacochoerus africanus (Common warthog), 2873 nucleotides long. RefSeq names its product zinc finger protein 624 (gene ZNF624). The transcript is spliced from 7 exons. Gene Ontology annotation, cellular component: nucleus. The record is from RefSeq and is a predicted model, not a curated record. Lineage: Eukaryota; Metazoa; Chordata; Mammalia; Artiodactyla; Suidae. Gene Ontology annotation, biological process: regulation of transcription by RNA polymerase II. The coding region runs from base 1 to 2700 and encodes 899 amino acids. Gene Ontology annotation, molecular function: RNA polymerase II cis-regulatory region sequence-specific DNA binding; DNA-binding transcription activator activity, RNA polymerase II-specific.